Messenger RNA from Adineta ricciae, 1164 nucleotides. The record is from the annotation of a GenBank genome assembly. Lineage: Eukaryota; Metazoa; Rotifera; Eurotatoria; Adinetida; Adinetidae.
AUGAUUAAAACUGGUAAAACACCCAGUUGGAAUUUUGGUAAAAUUUCUCGUCAGCGAGCAGAACAGCUACUUCUAAAUGAAUCUAUCGGAACAUUCCUUGUUCGUGAAAGCGAGCAUUUUCCAGGUGAUUUAACAUUAUCGAUACGAGAUGAGGACCGAAUUCAACAUUAUAGAAUCAAAUUUGACUUGAUUAAUCGAAUCUAUACGGUUGACGAUGAAAUCUUUUUUCCUGAUCUCAAUUUACUUGUUCAGCAUUACGAAUCUGACGCUGAUGGAUUGUGUUGUCGUUUAGAAAAAGCUCUUGAUGAAAGACAAGAUGUAGUCGAUUCGACUCGUUUGCAAAAAUCUGUCACAACAAAUAUUGAUUGUAAAGAAUUACACAUCGGAAAACUCGUCGGAUCUGGAGAAUUUGCUGAGGUGUAUGAGGGAACCUAUCGAAAAACACGUGUUGCAAUUAAGAUAUUGAAGGGAUCAAAUUCGGCGGAACUUUUCCUUCAUGAAGCGAGCAUUAUGAGUUCGCUGAAGCAUCGGAAUCUUGUUCAACUAUUGGGUGUGACACAAGAGUCAGAUAAUGUUUUUUAUCUAAUCACAGAAUUUAUGUCGAAAGGUUCACUUUUGCAUUAUUUGACGACACGAGGAAGAUCUGUGAUUUCACAAGCAGAUCUUAUUGGUUUUUCCAUUGAUAUUUGUGAAGGUUUGCUUUAUCUGGAAGAAAAUCAUAUUGUGCAUCGUGAUAUUGCAGCAAGCAAUGUGUUAAUCGCUGAUGAUAAAACAGCAAAAGUAUCUGAUUUUGGCUUGGCAAAGGUCUUAGGCAAUACUGAGAAAGACAAUGGAAGUAGUAUAAUUACAGAGAAAAUCAAAUGUCGAACAAAGUGGACUGCGCCAGAAGCACUUGAAUCAAAAAGAUAUACGCAUAAAAGUGAUAUGUGGUCAUUUGGCAUUCUUCUCUGGGAAAUGUUUUCAUAUGGACGUUGUCCUUAUCCUCGUUUGCCUGCUGAUGAAGUGUUAAUAAAUCUGAAAGAAGGCUAUCGAAUGGAACCACCCGAUGGGUGUCCAAUCGAAAUAGGCGAUAUUAUGCGGCAAGCGUGGCAUAUAAACCCUGAUCGUCGUUUAUCAUUCUAUCAAGUUUUACAACGAUUACAACAUGUGAACGCGUCAUCUUAA